CCGACUGAUUACGUAGCGGGCGGGGCCGGAAGUGCCGCUCCCUGGUGGGGGCUGUUCAUGGCGGUUCCGGGGUCUCCAACAUUUUUCCCGGUUGUGGUUCUAAAUCUGUUGGCAGCGGAGGCACCGGAGCUUGAGGUUCUUGCUGGUGUGAAAUGACCGAGUACAAACUGGUGGUGGUUGGAGCAGGUGGUGUUGGGAAAAGCGCGCUGACCAUCCAGCUAAUCCAGAACCACUUUGUAGAUGAAUAUGAUCCCACCAUAGAGGACUCUUACCGAAAACAGGUGGUUAUAGAUGGUGAAACCUGCCUCUUGGACAUACUGGAUACAGCCGGUCAGGAGGAGUACAGUGCCAUGAGAGACCAGUACAUGAGGACAGGCGAAGGUUUCCUCUGUGUAUUCGCCAUCAAUAACAGCAAGUCAUUUGCAGAUAUUAACCUCUACAGGGAACAGAUUAAGCGAGUAAAGGACUCAGAUGACGUACCUAUGGUGCUAGUAGGGAACAAGUGUGAUUUGCCAACAAGGACGGUGGACACAAAACAAGCCCACGAACUGGCCAAGAGUUACGGGAUUCCAUUUAUCGAAACCUCAGCCAAGACCAGACAGGGUGUUGAAGAUGCCUUUUACACACUGGUAAGAGAAAUACGUCAGUACCGAAUGAAAAAACUCAACAGCAGUGAUGAUGGCACUCAAGGUUGCAUGGGGUUGCCGUGUGUGGUGAUGUAACAGAUACUUUUAAAGUUCUAGCAUCAGAAAAGAGCCACUGUCAAGCUGCACUGACACCCUGGUCCUGACUUCCUGGAGGAGAAGUAUUCCUGUUGUUAUCUUCAGUCUCACAAAGAAGCUCCCACUACUUCCCCAACUCUCAGUAGAUCAGUACAAUAUUCUCUUUUAAGAAGUUCUCAGAAUAACUACCUCCUCACUUGGUUGUCUGACCAGAGAAAUGAACCUCUUGUUACUCCCCAGUACUUUUCCAGCCUGCGUUCUCCCCAAACACACAGAGACACACCUCUGCCACCCCAGGUUUUUCAUCUGAAAAGCAAUUCUUGCUCUGAAACAGAGAGCCAAACUGUAGAUGUGAUGUUCUAUGGAAAACAAUGUUUUGAGCGCUAAAGUAGCAACUGCUGGGUAUUUUUUUGUUUUUGUUUUUACUUUUGAACUUGGAAGUCGGUUGGUUUCUGGAGAAGUGUCACACAUUGCUGUUUUGCUGGGAAUAUAGUUGAUGUUGCUGUUUGGUUUGUCUGUCGAGUUGUCGGCUAUAUUCUAUUAACUGGCAUCUGCGCUGUAUUCAGAAAUACAAAAAUGAAUACAGACUUUGGAGUCUAUGCUAGUCUUCUUGACUUUCAUGCAAUUAAAUCUAACUUUCACAUUGAA
This is a messenger RNA of Rhinolophus ferrumequinum (greater horseshoe bat), 1370 nucleotides long. RefSeq names its product NRAS proto-oncogene, GTPase (gene NRAS). Gene Ontology annotation, molecular function: GTP binding; GTPase activity; GDP binding. Lineage: Eukaryota; Metazoa; Chordata; Mammalia; Chiroptera; Rhinolophidae. The transcript is spliced from 7 exons. Gene Ontology annotation, biological process: Ras protein signal transduction. The record is from RefSeq and is a predicted model, not a curated record. Gene Ontology annotation, cellular component: plasma membrane. The coding region runs from base 153 to 722 and encodes 189 amino acids.